AUGAUCAAGUCAACUUUAAUAUUCCGGGAUGAUGGCCUGCCGCUUUGUUCAUCUGUAGAUGACGAUACAGAUCCAUCUUUAAGUGACCAAAAGAAAAAAAUCAAGGUCCUCAUAUCUAGGUUCACCCCACAGGCAGCUAACGAAGCUACUCUCGAAUCUGGGGCAUAUGAGAUCCACUAUAUCAGACAGCAAGCGGUGGUUUACAUUGUAAUUGUGGAAAAGGGUUACCAGCGUAAUCUAGCCUUUGCCUACCUGAGCGACAUCCAUCAGGAAUUUGAACAUAACUAUGGCAAUGAAUACAUUAAACCCAGUGUCAGACCCUACGCAUUUGUCUCGUUCGAUAACUUCCUUCAAAAAACGAAGAAGAUCUACAACGACAAACGAGUCCAAGGAAACCUCGACCAAUUGAACUCUGAGCUGCUUGGCGUAAAACAGAUCAUGACCAAAAACAUCGAAGAUUUACUCUACCGAGGGGAUUCGCUCGACAAAAUGAGCGAUCUGAGUGCUUCGCUAAGACAAGACUCGAAGAAAUACCGCAAAACCGCACAGAAAAUCAACUUCGAUCUACUAAUCAGCCAAUAUACACCAAUAGCCCUAGUCGCAUUCUUUUGCGUAUUCCUCUUUUGGUGGGUUUUCCUCAAAUAG
This is a messenger RNA of Eremothecium cymbalariae DBVPG#7215, 645 nucleotides long. It is a transcript of the gene SEC22, whose product is annotated as SNAP receptor SEC22. Gene Ontology annotation, biological process: vesicle fusion with Golgi apparatus; retrograde vesicle-mediated transport, Golgi to endoplasmic reticulum; endoplasmic reticulum to Golgi vesicle-mediated transport. Lineage: Eukaryota; Fungi; Ascomycota; Saccharomycetes; Saccharomycetales; Saccharomycetaceae. Gene Ontology annotation, cellular component: Golgi membrane; ER to Golgi transport vesicle membrane; endoplasmic reticulum membrane. The record is from RefSeq and is a predicted model, not a curated record. The transcript has a single exon. Gene Ontology annotation, molecular function: SNAP receptor activity. The coding region runs from base 1 to 645 and encodes 214 amino acids.